UUGUCAGUGUCUAUACUCUCUAAAAAACACACAUAACACCACGUUUUUAUAUUUUACUGGUCUUCAGUGAAUCGUGGCCUAAUGUCUGGCAGUCCUGCAACUGCAGUUUCGUGCUUUUCCGGUUUUUACUGAUCAGGAAUUAGUGCCACGCGCAUUUCUCACAGAAGGAUGUGCAAGCGGUAGCGUCACGCGCUCCGGACAACGCGAGCUGAUUGUUUGUAUUAUCUCAAAGAGCGUAUAAAAUUACUUCACUAUUUAUUUAUGUUCAUUAUUUUUAUUUAUAUCCUCUUCGAAAGACAGUAACCUCUUUUUUUUAAUUUAAUUUAAUGACGACACUGGCAAGGAGUUUGUAUACUAGACGACGAGAGGACCUCGGACUGUUUCAGGUGAGGCGCUUCAAAACGCGGUAUGUACCUGCUUACCUACUGUUCAGCGUUCAGGCAAUGGCCAGUUGUCUGUGGAGAUAUCGCUGCCGGAUCCUGCUCUGCAUAUGUACACCAUGUAUACUACUUGGAUGCCUUUUCAUCUACAUAACAUUGGCUUUAUGUUUAGCCAUGGCACACACCUACCCAUCUGAUGGACAAAUUAUCAGCUCUAAACUGCCAAAUGGACUCUUUGUAGCCACAGGGACCACUAAAGCCAACAUGCUGGCCUCCUACCCAAUUCAGCCCUUUUGGAGACAGGGCCUGAACAAUGCGGCAUUUUGGAACCUGAUCCAGCAUGUCAUGGACCGCCAGCAUAACCCCAUCCUUCAGGCCUCAGGAAACAUCUCCCAUAAACAUAACAUCACAUCACUGAACCAAACUGGAUGCUUUCCAAGCUAUGAAGGGAUGCGGAGAAUGUCAGAUUAUUUCACUCAGCCACUUCAGAUACAGAAGUUUAUCAUUUCUAUGCACUGUAGAGUCUACCCACUACUCAUUGACCAGCCAGGAUUGUGUGCCAAAACAGAAGAGGCUCCAAUGUUGCUGCUGGCCAUUAAGUCACUGGUGCCUAACUUCAGGAACCGCCAAGCCAUCAGGAUGACAUGGGGGUAUUCAGGCCUGCUGAAGGGGCAGGUGGGGAAAGGAGGACUAGUGCGCAGGGUUUUUCUCUUGGGCAAGAUUGAUGAAGAACUGAGCGAAAGUAUUAAAAAAGAGAGUGAAAUGUAUGAUGACAUUAUACUGUGGGACUUCAUGGACACUUUCUUUAACCUGACACUGAAGGACGUACUGUUCUGGGACUGGUAUUCCAAGCGCUGCCAGAAUGCCCGCUUUGUGUUAAAGGGUGAUGAUGAUGUCUUUGUGAGGACACCUGCUCUCCUGGACUACUUGGAGAACCAGGAAAAGCUUCACUUAAAAAGACAUGGGCACGCCAAGAAAAUGGAGGAUUUUGUUGUUGGGGACAUUAUCACCUCUGCAUUCCCUCUGCGCUUGGAAACCAAUAAGUAUUACAUCCCUGAAAGUUUCUAUAAGGGCAUGUACCCAACAUAUCCAGGUGGAGGAGGGGUAGUCUACUCUGGUGCUCUGGUGCCCAGGCUUCUCCAGGUGUCCAGGAGAGUUCAUCUGUUCCCUAUUGAUGACGUUUAUCUGGGGAUGUGCCUUCAAAGGCUGGGAGUCAUCCCCAUCAACCACCCAGCCUUUCUCACUUUUGACUUUAAUGCUGAAGAAGCGAAGGAGCCCUGUGCUCACCACACCAUCCUGCUGGUCCACAAACGCAGUCCCGAAGAAAUGUUAAAACUAUGGACAGAGACCUUAAGACCAAAUGAAGAAUGUAGAAACACAACCCUUAGAAUUGAAGAAAAACAGGAAGAGAUACUUUUAGAAUGAACCUGCUUGUGUCAAACAAAACAGGAGUGACUUGACUGACCUGGGAAGUGACCACUGACUACUGUCAAAAGCCUGCGAAGACAUUUCUCUCCUAACGACAUUCGUAAGUGCUGUGAAAUAGACUGCAAACACAGCUCACUACCAGAACUAAGUAUUAAUGAUUCUGCAUUCCAUCCAUCCACAACCUGGACGGGGUGCCAACCCAACGCAGGGCAUAAUCGCACACGCCCAUUCACACGCUACAGACAAGAUGCCAAUCAGCCUACAAAACGUCUUUGGACUAGGGGAGGAAACCGGAGUACCUGAGGAAACCCCUGAAGCACGGGGAGAACAUGCAAACUCCACGGACACAGGGCGGAGACAGGACUCUAACCCCAUACCCUGGAGGUGCGUGGCUAACCAUUAAACCACCGUGCCCCCCUGAUUCUGUAUUGUGAACCUGAAUAACAAGAACCUUCAAAUCUGUAACUCUGAACCUUAACAUAGUUUCUUAAAAUUUUAUGUAUACACUGGUGUAACGUACACUCAAACAUUUCUAAGUAUUCAUAAAGUAUAAAGAUUACUCUUUCAUCUGUAAUUGAUGGCUUAGUCAGUGACACCAAAAGGCAAUGCUAUGUAGAGACAGAGCCUAAGGACUGCUAGUGUUUACGACAUGUUAGAAAGGGGAAACUUUAUCUGACGAAGACAGUAUUUAAUUUGGUCAUAGCCACCCCCUCUGUGUGAAUAUUUAUAAAUAUUUGACUGAAUGCAUUUUUGUAUACUUAGAAAAACAGGUUAGCUUAUUUAAAUUGACAUAAUAGAGUUCUAAUAAUCAGAAUUAUUCCUGUGGUCCCAAUGUAUGUAUAAAAACUCUAGACUAUAAGCUAAGUAUGUAUUUUUUUUUUUUUUAAUAGAGUUUCAUUAAAAAAUAAAUGUGAUGAUUAUUUGACUCUUCUGGAAGCUUGCUUUCAAAGCCAGGAAAUUUUCCCUGAAACAAAUACUUGAAGCAAAUCUAAAUCAGAUUUUCAUGCGAAAGGGCAACACAGGUUUACAA
Molecule: messenger RNA, 2838 nt
Organism: Pangasianodon hypophthalmus (striped catfish)
Lineage: Eukaryota; Metazoa; Chordata; Actinopteri; Siluriformes; Pangasiidae
Product: N-acetyllactosaminide beta-1,3-N-acetylglucosaminyltransferase 2
Exons: 2
Coding region: 327-1805 (492 amino acids)
Cellular component (GO): membrane
Molecular function (GO): hexosyltransferase activity
Source: RefSeq, a predicted model, not a curated record